AAAAAGUCAGCUUUUGUAGCAUUGCGUUUGUUAUUUGACUUUUAAGCCUUGAGUAGGGCGCAUGUUUGCUACAACACCAAAAUUGUUGAAACUGUAGUUUUCUGGUUGAUAAGAGUGCAAUAUGUCGACGCCUGAUAUAAGUAUUAUGAGCUCAACUGAGAAUUUGCUGUCGAAACUGUCGAAGGAAGUUUUUAGCGGCUCCAACGCUUCCCAACAUAGCGAGGACUUCGAGCAGUCACAUGCGCCUGCUUGGCUCACAAAGGACUACCUGGAACGCUGUUUGCGUUCUCACCACCAAGAUAAUCAUCUAAAAAUACUCAAGUGGCACAUCCGGCCAGCGCUGGGAAAAGGUGAAAACUAUGGCGGUGUUUUGAGCCGCAUACGCGCCGACUAUCAAACGGGCGCGGGCACCGUGGCCACUGGGCACUAUGUUGUGAAGACAUCCUAUGAGGCUGAUGAGUUUGCGCGUAAAACAAUGGAACCCUACGAUAUUUUUAAUCGCGAAAUGUCCAUCUAUGAACAGGUGUUGCCGAAGUUGAACGCACUGCUGCAUGAGAUCGGCGACAACGAACAGAUCUUCGCCGAAACAAUGGCGGUGGAUCGUGAACGUUCCGCUCUCAUUUUCGAGGAUCUCAACGUGCGUGAAUUUAUCAUGCCCAAUCGGUUGGACGGACUAAAUAUGGAUUUGUCCCGAAUGGUGCUGCGCAAGAUAGCUAAGAUGCAUGCUACAUCUGCAGUGCUGAAUGAACGCGAAAGUGGCUGCCUGGAAAUUUAUGAUCGUGGUUUCUUCAAUCAGCACACAGACAAUUAUAUGCCCGGGUUUGAAGGACUGAUGAUGGCUUGCAGUCGUCGUGUUGCCCAGUGGGAGGGGUACGAGUAUUACGCGCAGAAGUUGGCGAGCUUGAAGUCCAACUAUGCCAAAAUCGGCAAGAAAGUGUUCGAAGCCACACCAGGCCAUGUAAAUGUAUUGGCGCACGGUGAUCUCUGGACAAAUAAUGUGAUGGUGAAAUAUAAUAAAAAUACCGGCGAAGCCUUGGAUGUGAUCAUCAUUGAUUUCCAAUAUGCAACUUGGGGCUCCCCAGCAUUGGAUCUGGACUAUUUCCUCAACACCUCAUUGGAAGAGCGAUUGCAUUUAAAUCAACAGGAUGAACUUAUACGUUGCUACUACGAAACCUUCUCGGACACAUUGCGCAAACUACGCUACCAAGCCAAUAUUCCAUGCUUGCACAAGUUCCAUUUGCAGCUAGAAGAAAAGGCAUUUUACGCUUUUCACUCAACUUGCAUUGUUUUGCCGAUUCAACGCAACACAGAUACCGAAGACGCGGAUUUCCGGGCAAUAAUGCAAGAUGACGAACGCGGCAUUCGCUUCAAGGAUACUUGCUUUAAGAACCCCUAUGUUCAACGGAUAAUCAAGCAGCUCUUGCCGUUGUACGAACGACGUGGCUUACUGGAAGUUACACAGUAGUUCAACUGGCUGUGAUAUUUGUGG
Messenger RNA from Rhagoletis pomonella (apple maggot), 1489 nucleotides. RefSeq lists its product as uncharacterized. The transcript has 2 exons. Bases 122 to 1465 code for a protein of 447 amino acids. The record is from RefSeq and is a predicted model, not a curated record. NCBI's taxonomy places the organism in Eukaryota, Metazoa, Arthropoda, Insecta, Diptera, Tephritidae.